Molecule: messenger RNA, 1792 nt
Organism: Xenopus tropicalis (tropical clawed frog)
Lineage: Eukaryota; Metazoa; Chordata; Amphibia; Anura; Pipidae
Source: RefSeq, a predicted model, not a curated record
GCCCUCAUUACAGUGUAGGUACCAUAGUAGAGAGUGAGUGUUUGCAGCCCUAAUAGAGGUAAAAUGUGAUUGAAAGCUUUUGUUCCUUGGCACUAUAAUACGGGGCAUAUAAUACCGGGAGAUGUGUAUGACGCAGUAUAUCUCCAUUUGGUAUUUCUAAGCCAAGAAGUGGCCCCUAGUUCCGAGCAGUGACACCAUGGAGAAGGAAGCCGGUAGCAAGAUGACAGCCUCCACCGAGGGCCAAGCGCGGUACGGCCAGUCUGUGAAAGGGCUGCUCACUGAGAAAGUCAGUACGUGUGGGGCGGAUGUGAUUGCGCUCACUAAGCAAGUGCUGAAGGGAUCGCACAGCUCUGAGCUUCUUGGGCAGGCUGCUAGAAAUAUGGUGAUGCAAGAAGAUUCAAUCCUACACUCAGAGGAUAGCUUGAGGAAAAUGGCAAUUAUUACCACACAUCUACAGUACCAGCAAGAAGCAAUACAAAAGAAUGUUGAACAAUCAUCAAACCUUCAGGAUCAGCUGAAACAUCUGCUGAAAUGAGAAGGAAAAGGCCUUACAGCGUAACCUGCUUCCUGAUACGCCAUUCACACUGGAACUUUGAUUUAUCAGUGGCAUAUUCUCUGCUCAGUGUUCAAGUAAUUCAGUGAAUUCUUGUAAAUCCAAGGACUUCAUUCUGAAUGAUACAGAAUGUUUACAUUUGAAGAUGGAGCCACAGAAGCCCCCUAUUGCUUAGGGGUUAUUCAUAAGGAAAAAUGUCAGGCUGAUGAAAUUGUAUGGCAGUUGAUUUAACUUUUCUGUUUUUGCCAUCCCUUGGCCAGCUUGCCUGCUCCCUUACCUAUAUGUGUUAGGCCCCGGCCACAGACAGUUACAAUUAUAAAGGCCUCCGUCCAUCUAAACCUUUCUCUCAUUCUGGUCUGCAAAUAGAAUCUGUUUCUGCUAAAUUAGGGAAUCUGUUUCUGCUAAAUUAGGGACAAUUGCCUUAUAAGCUGUAGGCUGAAUGGAACAAUAACAUUUUAGGAUUUGCCUAAAAUGGAUGUACCCAUGGAAAGGGCAUAAGCUGUUAGCCUAUAGGUUGCAGGAGUACAUGGAAGAGCUACACCUCUAAUGUUGUCAUCUGAGUCUCCAUAUCUUCUAAUGUCAAUUCCCCAUCAACACAAAUGCUCAAGUGUGAAGGAUUCCCUUGCACCUGUUGGGCAAAUGCAGAACUGGGCAGCCAGUCUGGCAGCCUCCAUGAUCAGUCAUGUUGCACCUAAGAGAUACAGGUGAAAGAUUCUAAGAUCUUUGGAAAAAAAUGCUACUUAAAUUUGUAAUACUCACUCAUGAUUAUAGUAUCCUAUGGUUUGUAUUGCAUCUCUGUCUUAAUGGUUUCCUCAUUCAUUUAAUUUAUUAAAAUAAAUAUUGAUAUUUUUUAGUUUUGCUUUUGUUUGAAUACUUAAUUGCCUAUUCGACAAUUUUUAUAAAAAAGAGACGCACAAAGGCUUACAUUGUUGUGUGCACAGAAUAGCCAGUGUCUGUGUAAUUGUAUUUAUAUAUCCAUAUUCCAUAGCCUACAGUAUCAACAGCACUCCUAGCAGUUACAGCUCUUUCUUCUGUGUUUCUGUCUGUGCCUCAGCAAGGGUAGUCACCAUCUUUAAUAGUAAGUCUACUUGUUUAAAGACGCUUAUGCCAUCUAAAUGUAAUGAUCCUGAUAAAUUAGAGUCUGUAAGUCAAAUGACUGCUACUUGCCCUGCAUUUGUAAUACUGUUAUUACCUUUGUAAGCACUGAAAUAGUCUAAUAAAAUUCAAAUUGAGUUCUUU